Sceloporus undulatus (fence lizard) is the source of this 5268-nucleotide messenger RNA. RefSeq names its product mal, T cell differentiation protein 2 (gene MAL2). The coding region runs from base 224 to 787 and encodes 187 amino acids. The record is from RefSeq and is a predicted model, not a curated record. Gene Ontology annotation, biological process: myelination. Gene Ontology annotation, molecular function: structural constituent of myelin sheath. Lineage: Eukaryota; Metazoa; Chordata; Lepidosauria; Squamata; Phrynosomatidae. The transcript is spliced from 4 exons. Gene Ontology annotation, cellular component: membrane.
CCCUCCAGUCCGGGAGAAGAGAGGAGAGAGGAGAGGAGGCGCUGCUGGGGCUGUUGGAGGAAGCAGGGCAGGCGCCUGGAGCAGGUGGCGGCAGACGAGGCAGGCGGAGCAGCCAGGACAGAGGGCCCUUCCCAAGAAGAGGCAGCAGCCGGGCCAGGCACCUGCGGCUGUUCCUCCGCUCUGCUCCGGGGGCUUCUCCUCCUUCUCCUGGGGCUCCAGAGCCAUGCUCCCAGCCGCUGCUCGAGGCGGGGGCUCCAUGCCGCCUCCCCCGACCGCCACCGCCUACUACCCUCCCCCGCGCAUCACCCUCCCCUCCGGCCUGGAGAUCCUCCGCACUUACUCCGGGGCCUUCAUCUGCCUAGAGAUCCUUUUUGGAGCAAUAGUUUGGAUUUUAGUAGCUGCAACCAAAGUCCCCUUACCACUGCUACAAGGAUGGGUGAUGUUUGUGUCUGUGACGGCAUGUUUCUCCUCAAUUGCCUUCCUCUGCGUGUUUCUCUUCAGUUACAGAGAGAGAAUUUCUAUUGAUUGGAACCGUUUGGAUUUUCUUUACCAUGCAGCCGUCUUUGUCUUUUAUUUUGGGACCUUUCUUCUACAAGCAGCCACCACCUCUUUGCAUGCUUAUCCAUUUAAAUUGACCUUCCACAACAUCUCCCACCCCACCAUAUAUGAAUCAAUUCUAAAUGACCACGAAUACAACUUGAGCAUAUCUGCUGCUAUUUUUGCUUUUGCAACAACAGUGUGUUAUGGGUGCAGCACAGCCCUCGCUUUAAGAAGAUGGAAGUUAUAGCACUAGGAGAGAGACAGCAAGAGGCAGAGAGCUCAAAAGCGUCCCAUCUGCUUUGUGUUCCUGUUCAGAUGAUCAAACGGUGUUCAGUGUGCUUAUCAAAUGAGAGUGGCGUUCCAAAGGAUGAUUGGAAUACAUUUAUAUUUUUCUAAAAAUGUAGAUAUGCAAAAAAAUAAAAGUCCAUGUCAUAAUUUCUACCUUUUUUGACAGCAGAAAAACAUGUUUAUUUUCAAGCUGUGUUGAAUGUGCCACUCUGCUUUCAUGGCCUCGUUUCCAGCUUGCAAAAAUGGAGCAACAGUAAAAUGUUUUGGCCAUUUUCUUUGGAGCCAGGAGAAAUCCUUACAGUUUUUGGACCAUGAAAGAGGUUUACCUUGACAGACAUGGUGAGAGCAGCAGUGACCUUUGUGUGCAAGAUUUUUAAAAAGCAAAAAUUGCUCAUUAUCAUGUGCAGCUGCCAUCUUCCCCCUUCUUGCCCAUGGUACAGCUAAAGCCUCAUUUCAUGUGAAGAACAUGGCAAGGCAUCAUAACCCCAAUUAGCAGUUCCAUUACCUAAUAAUGCAUAAGCAGAGCAAUUUGUUAAAGAGAAAACACACGUGUGAACCAUUGCUGCUAUCAGCAUUUCCCUCUUUCUCUGGCAUCUGCCCUUUCUCCCCUUACUCUCUCCAUUUAAAACAAAAUUCACAUAAUUUGGGGCUGGAAAAAAUGCUGUGCUGAAUAUUUUUGCUCACCUUCAGUUUAUUUAUUUCAUUAGUUCUUAGUUCCUUAUUUUGAUUGAACUACUAGGAACAUUAUCCUCUACUACAGUUAGUAUUAUAAUAAAGCUGAGUGAGGGAUAUCAUUAGCAGACAACUGGACUUUUGGUGCUAAACUAAUGCUUGCAGUAUAAAUUAAGAAAUCCAUGCAGAUGUGUUGCACAAUGAACACACAUGCAAACACAGGAAGGCAGCUAUAAAAUGCUCAACUGCAACCCUUCAGGAUGAGAUACUGAGCAAUCUCCAUUCAUUUCAACAGAACUUGCAUGGAACAUGAGUUGCCAGGCUUGUUAUCAACAUUCUUGUGUGAAUCUGUCCCCUCUUGUUACCCCCCGCUCCACACACCUUUACUAGUGUCUCACAAAUUUGAUGUUUCUGUUUAGCUAUGAUCACCAUGAGCCUGAGACUUUGGAUUUCCAAAAUCCUGGCAGCCUUACCACGUGCCUCCUCCUUGACUCCCAUGUCAAUCUAUUGAAAUGACUAGAGAUUGUUCAGUAGCAGCAUUUGGUGAAUAUGUCCAUUUCCUGACACGUUUGCUCUUUAUGUCUAUGCAGGCUGGGCCAUCAGGUUUUGUACUAACUAUCUUAGUGUAAUCUUUUGGCUUCCCUUUUUUAAAAGGUAAUUUUGGGAGAGGGGAAGUGCUUAACGUUCAUUCACUACAUACAGGAGUCUAGCUGUGGUAGAGGGCUUCACCUGUAAAGCUCAAAGCACUUUAGGGAAAAGGUUAUUAUAAUAGCCCUAAUGAGUGAUUAUAGCAGAGCCUGUACCAUUGGCAGAGAUCAGAAGUGUACCUUUGUAAAUUGAUUUGUAUUCUUAUUAUUUCUUGGUUUAAAACAACUGAGAAUAUCUGUAUUAGAGAUGAAACCAUUUAAACAAGGCAAUUACUUUAAGUCAUGAAUCUCAUAACUCACAAAACACAAGUUUUACCAAUUUGAUUUCUGUAAGAGCACUAACCUGAAAAAUGUGUCCUGGAUUGAAAAUUUUAUGUUAAGCUAUUCUUCUUUUUUUGUUACACUUCUAGACUGAGCCAACAUAUUUAAAGCCCACUUUUAAAUGAUUACCCUGUGUUUUAUUCAAGAAAGACAUUGCUUAGUUCCAUAACCCAUACGAUUUUCAGUUCACAAAAUGGAUCCCCUGCCCAACUCAGUGGGUGCUGCAUUAACACAAAUCUUAUGUGCGCUGUUGCUGUACAAGUCUUAUUGCAAUAAUCUAGAAUCCCAAGUUUUGAAAGCAAGUUUUUGCAGAUAUAUUUUUUUCUUUCUGUGCCAAUAUCUUUUAACUCAUAAUUGCUAAUUUAUAGUAUAUUUUCCUGUCCUUGUCUGAAACAACUUUAGCUAUUUAAAAGCCUAUAGCUUCUUAUGUUGGUAGAUAUCAUUAUAGCAAAUGUAUUUAUAUUAUAGAACACAUCUGAUACAUUUGUUUUGAGUGUGAAAAUGUAUAUUUGUGGCUAACUGUUGUGUGGAUUUGCUUCCUAUGAUGAUAAAUGUUUGCACUAUUUUAUAGUUGAGCCUCCAGGUUCUUGAAUCAAGUGCUCACAGGUCACUGUUGCAUUUGUAUUUUCUUCUAGUGCAAGUUCUUGAAAGAACAUGCAAAUGGAUCUGAUUUCUUGUAAUGUCUCACUUUGUUGCAUUGUAAGUCCCAUCUCAAAUCAAAAUUACUGUAUUGUUAAAAAAAUUGGAGACUCGUAUUAAGAGGGAUGCUAAAUCCAGGCAAGAUAUGAGGGAUUCCAACUUCAUUUGGAGUGAAAUUUUGAUAUUAAAAGGCAGCAUCAUAUUGUCCAGACCUCCUUGAAUCGACACAUGCAGGACACUGUGAAGAAUGUCUGGUACUUCUAGGGAAAAUGGGACCAAUAUUGAACAUGAUUAUUGGUGGCCACUCGGCAUUUGAUAAUUUCCUGGAUUAAAAAAGGCAGGGGCCCAGUUACACAGUGAGCAGCUUAAAUAUAGCAGCAAUAACUUUAUAGCUGAAAUUGAUGGGAUGACUCUACACUGGACUCUCAGUUCAAAAAUACUUUACCUAACUUUUGAGAUCAAGCUAUACAAAACCUGAGCAUGCCAUGGAAAUCAGAGGACAGCUCUUUUGUUUUUAGUCAUGUACAUAUACAGGUAUCUUUGCAAAUAAUGUUUUUAAAUCUUAUCUCAAGUGGUCUCUUCUCAGACUAAAAUGAUUUGCCCAUGAAAAUGCCAAAAAUAUGAAACAGAGAAGAGAACUAUCUAAACAAUAAAUUCCAGCAGGCUACAAAAAGCUAUUUUUACCAAAGCUAUUUAAGGCUGAAAUAUUAAGCACAUGUGUCCAGGAGAAAGAACCACUGAAAUGGGUGAGACUUACUUGUAAUUAUAUGACCAGGGAUGCACUGUCUGUUUCUUAGACCAUCAUGAUACCAAAAGCUUUUGCACCACCUGAUCAAUUACUGUAUUAUGAAAAAUGUGAACAAGUUGUGUUUCACAUGGCACUCCACCAAGAUCCAUGGAUAGGUACAGAAUUCAAGAGGUCUGUAGACUGUAGCCAUCAGCAGUUCUUAAAAACUGGAUAGCUAGGGCGGCUAAGUAAAAGAUUGUGAGCUAAAUAUUAUUUUGGAACUUGUAUAAGUGGUGAAUACCCAGUCCCAAUUAUUUUCAUGGAUCUGGUUUAUGGGGACUGAAAUAGUUUUUAGGUCCAAGGUUCCCUCCCACCUCCUUCUCUUGCAUAAAGCAGGAAAGAAAUACAGAGAGGCUAAAGGUCACCCACAUGGGGAACUACAGCCCAUCCAAGAUUAUUAUUUUCAGUUUACCAUCUCACCCUUCUAACUCCAAAAUUGUUUUUAAAAUAUCCUAGGCAUGUGCCUUAAAUCCAUACUAGUAAAAAGGGGGUGGAGGCAAAGGAGAGCAAGAGUGAGUAGUCACUAACUCUCCUGCCUGAAAAUUAAAAAUGUGUUUGCAGCUAAAUCAGACACCCAGAAGGAAGAAGGAAUUACCAUUUUAACUGUCUUGUCCUUUGGCAGGAAUAGAUUAGUUGCAGAAGCAUUUCAUUUUGGGGUUAGGAGUGCAAAAAAAUCAGUUACUAAAACCUCUGUGAUGAAUAUUCCUCUGCUUCAUAGUCCUGCUUCCAAAGUACUUGUACUUCAAAGUAUUUGUGCUAAUAAGAUGGGAAGGCUGGUGAUUUUUAGCAGUCUUUAAACUUGGAAAUUUAAAAGCACGGGGCAGAAGCAAAGCCAGGGCUCAAGCAAGUUCUCUUUGCAUGAAUGUAUGGCCAUGCUAGCUAGAGGAUUCUGGGUGUUGUGGUCCAAAAACGUAUUAUUUCCAAACUCUAGAAGUAAAAAUGCUUGUAAAAAGGGACACUUGAUUUUCUCACAUUGAACAUAUACAUACAUGUAACUUGGACAAGUAACUUUUUUGAAUGACAGCUCAUAAUCCACCAGCAAUUGGCUGUGUGUUGGGAUGUGUAGUUCCAAAAAGCAAUGAUUUUCUCUAUAUGUCUUGUACUGGUUUAUCAUUCAUGCAUUACAGUCAUUAAUGCCACUACAAUAUUGCCAAUGCCCUGGCAUUAGACUGUCAUUUAUUUUCUCCAAUUUGCAUAUUUAUUCUUUGUGCAUAUCCAAACUUUGAUGAAUGACUUUUCCAAUUUUCUGUCCAGCAGUAUAUAUUGCAGAAUUCAAAAUGCUGACAUUGCUUUUGUUUUGUAUAACAUGAACGUUCUCUGCUCUCCCUAUUAAAAAUUUAUGUUCUGGCCAACAUUAAAGUGACCUAAAUGGUA